Messenger RNA from Actinia tenebrosa (Australian red waratah sea anemone), 1302 nucleotides. Its product is annotated as neuropeptide receptor 22-like. Gene Ontology annotation, biological process: G protein-coupled receptor signaling pathway. Gene Ontology annotation, cellular component: membrane. The record is from RefSeq and is a predicted model, not a curated record. Lineage: Eukaryota; Metazoa; Cnidaria; Anthozoa; Actiniaria; Actiniidae. Gene Ontology annotation, molecular function: G protein-coupled receptor activity.
UGUAUUCGUCAGUUGAUAUCCAAUGUCAAGCAAGUGGUUACUUUGUUACGAGACUAUUUGAGUUUAUUUUCGGCAAUACGUUGAACUCCAGCAACGAACUCGUGCUAAUAAAUCAAAAUGGGUGACAAUUCGACAGCGCACUUAACAAACCUCAGCUCGCMAGACGUCUGUCGUUUCUUAGAACCUUCGACAGUAAAUACUGCCAGCAAAAUACUAUCGUACACUUUGAUAAUGGUCGUUGGACUUGUCRGUAAUGUGGUUUUGUGUAUGGUGGUAUACAAAAACAAGAAUCUAAGAAAACCUAUCGACUACUUGAUUGUGAAUAUCGCUGUAUCAGACCUCGCAAUUCCAAUUCUCGCAAUACCUAGGAAUAUCUCUGCACUUAUGACGGGGUCCGACGUAUGGGGAGUUUCGGGAGCGUUUGGAGAUUUCCUCUGCAAGUUUGUCUUCUUCUUAUGUGAUAUUUGCCCAGUUGUGUCGAUUAUAUCACUUGUUUUUCUCACUACAUCACGGUUUGUAGCCGUCGUUUUCCCAUUUCAAGCCUCAACAGCUUCGAGUAAACUCAAGCCAAGGUAUUUCAUAGCUUCGACAUGGAUUAUAGCCGUUUUAUUUUUCUCUCCUUACUUCUACAUCUUACAUCUUGAUCAAGAUCGUCGAUGUACACUCAAGUGGGGACCAUAUUUAGAUGAUGUUGCCGCAAGUAAGGUUUUCAAUACGAUAAUCAUAACGAUUUUUUUACUAAUUCCUUUUGUGCUGACUGCUAUAAUGUAUGCGGUCAUAUUACGCAAGCUCAAAAAACGCUCRAAAAGAAUUCCAAACCAAAACGAGAACGCGAGAAAAAAGCGUGAAAAAUCUACACGUAACAUGACGWUGCUCUCGUUUUUCAUUGUCCUGGCGUUCGGCUUGUGUUGGGGACCUUAUUUUUCACUUUUAAUUCUUGAGGAUUUCUUUCCAUAUUUGAGAGAAUCUUUAACACAAUGUCAGUGGAUAACAUUCCUUUUUGUGGCACAAUACCUGGCUUAUUCUAACACCGCAGUCAAUCCCCUGCUUUGCUUGGUAUUCAUUAAAAAUUACAGACAAGGAUUAAGAAAACUCCCAUUUUACUCGUACAGAAAUCUUGAAGAGCGAUACUUAAAUCCGUCUAAAGCUUUGCAUUGUACUCGUGAAAAACUUAUGCCACGACCCACGAUGUAUUGCACAUCGGUUUAAGAUUAAUUAAAAGUAGUCUCUAGUAUUCAUUUGGUGAGCAGACAAGAAAUGAUAUAAUUCAAUAACGUAAGAUAUUUGUAGGGAAAAUUUCGC